Molecule: messenger RNA, 1122 nt
Organism: Ylistrum balloti
Lineage: Eukaryota; Metazoa; Mollusca; Bivalvia; Pectinida; Pectinidae
Product: DNA-directed RNA polymerase III subunit RPC10
Exons: 3
Coding region: 60-386 (108 amino acids)
Biological process (GO): termination of RNA polymerase III transcription; DNA-templated transcription
Cellular component (GO): RNA polymerase III complex
Molecular function (GO): nucleic acid binding; DNA-directed RNA polymerase activity; zinc ion binding
Source: RefSeq, a predicted model, not a curated record
AUGAUUACGAUAAUUCAAGCGUUAAGUAGACGGACUUCCGGUAAUGACGGUCGGUGAAAAUGUUGAUGUUUUGCCCCACAUGUUCUAAUGUUUUAGUUGUUGAAGAAGGAGAAAGAUGUUACAGGUUCGCAUGUAACACCUGUCCUUAUAUACAGAAUAUAAAACGAAAGAUCAGCAAUAGAAAAUACCCUAAGCUGAAGGAAGUAGAUGAUGUGUUAGGUGGUGCAGCUGCCUGGGAAAAUGUAGACAGUACAGAAGAAACCUGUCCUAAAUGUGCACAUGGCCGAGCAUUCUUCAUGCAGAUACAGACACGAUCAGCUGAUGAACCAAUGACAACCUUCUAUAAAUGUUGUAACAUGAAGUGUGGUCAUCGAUGGAGAGACUGACCAUAUCUUAUAUCUCACAUGAUAUACAAUUAUAUAAAACUGACCAGAGGGUUCAAAAUGGAAGAACUGCUUUUUUGUGGUCAACACCAAUAUAUAUGUACAAUGCCAAGGACAAUUAUGUCUCUUUCCUCUGAUACAACGGAAAUGAAUGAUGAUGGACUUUAAUCCCAAGCAGGCCUGGAGAAUAUUAUAAUUGCAUUUUGCAUUUUGCUUUCAGUGAUAUUUUUCCUGAAAAUAACAUAUUUGUAUUGAGACAAAAAACAAUGUUAUUCAGAAGUAAGUCAAGUCUAGAUCUAUUUUGCAGUAAUGCAUAAAGACACUGAAGAACACUUCAUGCAGGGAGAAGUGAUGGAGAUCAAAUUCAUCGGACAUCCUUAUUUUUUGGUUUUCUUCAACACACCACAGUUCUGUCAGCAUUCAUGACACAGCCAACAUAGAUUGACUGGGAACUUGUAUGACAGUUGAAUAAGUUAUGUUACCACAAUAUGAAUUGAGUUUUCCAUUCAGAAGAAUUCUCUUUGUUUGUAUAUGUACUUAAAGAGGGAAAUUUUCCUGUUAAAUGUAUGUUUAGCAGGUUUAACCUUGGAAUAAAUUCCUAGCAAAGAUAACAUAAAAUGUUAUAUUUGUACAUGGAGGAGAGAAGUUACUGAGGGACAUGAAAUCGUAAAAGAUUGAUCCAAGAACUUUAACCAUUUCAGUUUACAGUAGAUUUUAGCUGACACAGACCCUACAUAAG